UCGUCUGUCCCGCCUGCCAUCCCUUAUCCUUUCAAUUCUCCCUUCUCUCUCCGAUUCUUCACUCAAAAAUGUCUUCUUUAACAAGAUCCAUUCCCAUGGCAGACUGUUGUUUCCUCGUUUCUCUCCCUUCGCUCUUCACCUCACGCUCCAAACGCUCAACUCUCCUCCCCUUUCCCCCAAAACCCAUAAAUUUUUUCCUCUCAUCUUCCCGUUCUUCAUCCUCUUCGACCCUCAAAUCCAAAACCCAUUUCCCAUCCCUAGUUCCCUUCGUCGCCCAGGCUUCAGACUGGGCCCAGAAAGGGGAAGAAAAUGACCCCACCAUUGCCAUUGGUGAAGAAGAGGAACCCAAAUGGGAAAACGAUGAAAGCGAUGGGCCUGAAGCAAGCUGGGGAGCUGAAGAACAAAGUGUUGAUUCAGAAGAAGAGGUUUCUGAACCUCCUGAGGAAGCUAAAUUGUUCGUUGGGAAUUUGCCCUUUGAUGUUGAUAGUCAGAGUUUAGCUAUGCUCUUUGAGAAAGCCGGAACCGUUGAAAUUGCUGAGGUUAUUUACAAUAGAGAAACUGAGCAAAGCCGUGGAUUCGGGUUCGUAUCGAUGAGUUCAAUCAAGGAAGCCGAGAAGGCUGUUGAUCUAUUUAAUCGUUAUGAUCUCAAUGGAAGGCUCUUGACUGUUAAUAAGUCUGCUCCUAGAGGAUCACGUUUAGACCGACCCCCUCGUGUUUUCGAAACUGCAUUUAGACUCUAUGUUGGUAACCUUCCAUGGGAUGUUGAUAAUGCUCGACUGGAGCAGGUAUUCAGUGAACAUGGUAAGGUAGUCGAGGCUCGUGUAGUGUAUGACAGGGAGAGUGGCCGAUCACGUGGUUUCGGUUUUGUCACUAUGUCCUCAGAGACCGAAUUGAAUGAUGCCAUCGCUGCUCUCGACGGACAGAGCCUGGAUGGAAGAGCCAUAAGAGUGAAUGUAGCAGAGGAAAGACCAAGGCGAGGCUUCUUUUGAUCUUCAGAUGAUGAUUUUAGUUUUAGCUUUUGCCAUUAAUUUCAAAAGAUUUGCUUGGAUGAGUCUAUUUAUGCACUUUUUGCCCUUGAGAAAACUAUUUUUGUUAUAAUUUUGUUUAAUUUUGAUCACCGAAAUUUGAAGAA
Hibiscus syriacus is the source of this 1132-nucleotide messenger RNA. RefSeq names its product 28 kDa ribonucleoprotein, chloroplastic-like. Gene Ontology annotation, molecular function: mRNA binding. Gene Ontology annotation, cellular component: cytosol. The transcript has 4 exons. The record is from RefSeq and is a predicted model, not a curated record. NCBI's taxonomy places the organism in Eukaryota, Viridiplantae, Streptophyta, Magnoliopsida, Malvales, Malvaceae. Bases 69 to 989 code for a protein of 306 amino acids.